Molecule: messenger RNA, 1385 nt
Organism: Pogona vitticeps (central bearded dragon)
Lineage: Eukaryota; Metazoa; Chordata; Lepidosauria; Squamata; Agamidae
Gene: CLTA
Product: clathrin light chain A
Biological process (GO): intracellular protein transport; clathrin-dependent endocytosis
Cellular component (GO): clathrin coat of coated pit; plasma membrane; postsynaptic endocytic zone cytoplasmic component
Molecular function (GO): clathrin heavy chain binding; structural molecule activity
Source: RefSeq, a predicted model, not a curated record
GCCCACAUCGCCUUUCCGGAGGCGGAGGGAGAAGGGGAGGUCACGUGGUGGGCAGCCCUACCUCCCGCCUUCGCGGCACGCUGAUUGGGUUUCGCCUCUCCUCCCUUCUCAGUUCGUUGGCGGCGUGGGGCCGUCACUCCACGAGUUUUCCGGGUAAGGAGGGGGGUCCGGGAGGAGGAAGAGGCAAGGAGUCGUGCGGGCCGCUUGAUUAAAGUACUUCGAGGGAGGCCGGAAGUUGUCGCUGCUCCCGAGCUCGUUCGACGACUGAGGCUGCCUCGAGCGCUCCCUGUCCUCCUUCUCCCUCGAGGCCGUUGCUUCCGUUGGCUCCUCCCCUUUUUCCUUUCCCCGCUCAUGGCCGAGUUCGACCUCUUCGGCGCCCCUCAGCCGGCGGCGGGAAACGGGACGCUGGGCGGCGGCGGCCCUGGCGGCGAGGAAGAUCCGGCCGCCGCCUUUCUGGCCCAGCAGGAGAACGAGAUCGCGGGCAUCGAGAAUGACGAAGGCUACAACAUUCUCGAGAACGGCGAGGUGCCGGCUGGGAUGCAGGGCCAGGAGGGGCUGCUGGCCGAUUCAGUAGAUGGAGUAACGAAUGGUGAUGUCUACCAGGAGAGCAAUGGACCCACAGACUGUUAUGCUGCUAUUUCACAAGCUGAUCGUCUGCAGACAGAGCCAGAGAGCAUCCGCAAAUGGAGAGAAGAACAACGGGAGCGUCUAGAAGUACUUGAUGCCAACUCUCGAAAGCAAGAAGAGGAGUGGAAAGAGAAAGCAGUAAAAGAGUUGGAGGAGUGGUAUGCAAGGCAAGAUGAACAGCUACAGAAGACAAAAGUAAACAAUAGGGUAGCAGAUGAAGCUUUCUACAAACAACCCUUCGCUGACGUGAUUGGUUAUGUCACAAACAUAAACCAUCCUUGCUACAGCCUAGAACAGGCAGCGGAAGAAGCCUUUGUGAAUGAUGUCGACGAAGCGUCCCCGGGAACCGAGUGGGAACGUGUGGCUCGGCUCUGUGACUUUAACCCCAAGUCCAGUAAGCAGGCAAAGGAUGUGUCCCGCAUGCGCUCCGUGCUCAUUUCACUCAAGCAGGCUCCGCUGGUUCGCUGAAGGGAAAGCACACACGCGACACUACAAAUGCAAUAUCUUUAACUUUACUCAGAGAAGCUGUGUUUGCAGUAAUUGGAUUAAUUAUGUUUAAAUGUUUUUGUUUUUUUGGACCAAACCUCAUGAUGUAUUUAGAGUUUGAUCAUUGUUUUGUGAUUGCAUGUUCUUCCCUCCUUUGUGUCCUCUUGGUCUCCAAACUGGGAGGCAACUUCCAGAACUGUAGUCUCUGUGCUUCUCAGGCACUGAGAUGCCACUCGCAGCUGUACUGAUAUUAAAGAUCUGUUUAAACAGCA